Hyposmocoma kahamanoa is the source of this 2142-nucleotide messenger RNA. RefSeq lists its product as uncharacterized. The coding region runs from base 1 to 2142 and encodes 713 amino acids. Gene Ontology annotation, biological process: DNA integration. Gene Ontology annotation, molecular function: nucleic acid binding. NCBI's taxonomy places the organism in Eukaryota, Metazoa, Arthropoda, Insecta, Lepidoptera, Cosmopterigidae. The transcript is spliced from 3 exons. The record is from RefSeq and is a predicted model, not a curated record.
AUGCACGAUCCCACGUUCCACGAACUUUUGAGAUAUAAAGAUGUAUUUGAUGAGGGAUUGGGGUGUUUCACCGACGAGCGGGCCAGGCUGCGGGUGCGGCCGGAUGCGGUGCCGGUGUUCUGCCGGGCGCGGCCGAUACCAUACGCGCUGCGCGCACGCGUCGACGCCGAGCUCGACGCCAUGCUGGCCACCGGCGUCAUUGAGCCGGUGGACCACUCCGACUGGGCUACGCCAUUGGAUAGGGCGUUUAACGAAGUAAAAAGGCUUUUGGUGGAGGCGCCUGUGCUGGCACAUUACGACCCGGAGCGGGAUUUGGUGCUUACGUGUGACGCGGGCCCGCGCGGGAUCGGCGCGGUGCUGGCCACGCGCGGCAACGGCGCCGGCGGCCGAGAGCGCGUGCUCGCUUACGCAUCGCGGGCGCUCACGCCGCCCGAAAUUAACUAUAGCCAAAUACACAAGGAGGCUUUAGCGAUAAUAUUUGCGGUGAAAAAAUUUCAUCAAUAUAUUUACGGUAGACGUUUUGUGCUGCGAACCGACCACAAACCGCUCGUCAGUAUUUUUGGACCAGGUCAGGGAAUUCCCAGCAUGACAGCCAGCCGUAUGCAGCGCUGGGCGUUGAUAUUAUCAGCGUACGAUUUCGACAUUGAAUAUGUCAAGUCGGAUGAUAACACAGCGGAUGCACUCUCACGAUUGAUUGCGGCGCAUAAGGCUACGGGUUCAGGCCAGGAGGAGUGCCCGGAACAAACAUAUUUACAUUUUGCUACGAACGCCUUACUGCUGGAUUAUAACAAUAUUAGGAAGGAAACACAUAACGAUAUUCUGUUAAGUAGGGUGUUAAGCUACAUAAGGGACGGCUGGCCUCAAGAUAUAGAAAUUCGGGAAUUGAAACCUUUUUAUAGUCGGAAGGCGGAACUUUAUUUAGAGUUAGAUUGCAUCAUGUGGGGGCACAGAGUGAUUAUUCCAAGCGCGUGCCGGGAGCGAGUCCUAAAGGAGCUACACGAUUCCCACAUGGGCAUGGUGAAGACGAAGGCGUUGGCGCGCAGCUAUGUAUGGUGGCCCGGCCUGGACGAGGCGGUGGAGAGGGUGUGCCGCGCCUGCGAAGUGUGCGCCGCAGUGGCCGCCGCACCGCCGCGCCACGUGCCCUGCCCGUGGCCAUAUCCUAGUCGUCCUUGGUCUAGAGUACAUGUCGAUUUUUUGGGGCCUAUUUCGGGAACAAAAUAUCUAGUACUUGUUGACGCUUACUCCAAAUGGAUAGAGGUGACGAGCAUGUCUACCACUACAGCUAAAGCUGUCCUGAGUAAGCUGAGAGAACAUUUUGCGAGGUUCGGUUUACCCAAGCAGAUCGUUAGUGAUAACGGUCCGCCGUUUGCGAGUGAGGAGUUGCAGGCAUUUUGUAAACAAAAUGGUAUUGAACAACUAUUUUCGGCACCUUAUCACCCCGCCUCUAAUGGCCUUGCUGAAAAUGCAGUGAAGCUGUGCAAGAGGGUUAUUAAGAAAGCUAUAGUUCAAGUUGUCAACGUAGACGCUGCCCUAAGCAGAUUCCUACUUGUGUAUCGCAACACUCCUCACAACACUACAGGGGAUAGUCCGGCCCAGGUAUUAUUAGGUAGGCCGGUACGUACCCGACUCGAUUGUCUUAAGCCAGACCGAGAAAAACGGGUAAAUUCUUUCCAACGACAGCAUCAAGCUACUGCAGACGGAAAACCUCGAUCGUUUAAUGUAGACGAACUAGUUUGGUUUAAAUUAUUUAACACCUCAGGUCCUAAUACUUGGGGGAAAGGAAAAGUGUUGGAACGAAUGGGGGAGACUGAUUAUAGGAUAGAAACUUUAACAGGUAUAAUGCAUCGGCAUAUAGAUCAAUUAAGGAAACGUGAUUCAAGUGGUGAGGGAAUUGCACAACGUAAGAAUACGCGUAUUUAUCCACCGAGUUGUUUACCCGUAGCAGAAGCUACAGAGCAUGCGUCGAGCUCGAGGUCGGGGGAGAGGGAAGGCACUAGCGACGACAACAUCGCGCGCCCGGCGCCGGAUCCGAACCAACCCGCGGAGCAGGCGCAGCCUGGCUCGCCCGCCACUGAACGCGUGCGGCCCGAGCCAUUACGGCCAGUUGUAAGGCCACCCGUUCGCUAUGGUUGGGAUGUUUAA